GGCGGCGGCGGCGAGUCUCGGCGAGUCUCGGCGGAUACCCGGCGCUGAGUUAAGAAAAUGAGGCAGAAGGAAGUGUUAACCAAGACCUUCCAAGGCCCAGCCAUUGUCUGUAGAACUCCGACCAGCCACGUUUACAUGUUUGAGAACGGUGGUGGGGACUCGGGGGACUCCUCUGAGGAAGAUUCCCACCGCGUGGCUCUGCGGCCCCGGGGCAAGGAGCGCCAGAAGGGUGCCCAUCACCCUCACCAGCCAGGAGUAGGGGACGUGGUGCUGCUGCAGCGGGAACUGGCCCAGGAGGACAGCCUCAACAAGCUCGCUCUUCAGUAUGGCUGCAAAGUUGCAGAUAUCAAGAAAGUCAACAACUUCAUCAGAGAACAAGACUUAUACGCUUUGAAAUCUAUUAAGAUUCCAGUGAAAAAUCAUGGGAUCCUAACAGAGACCCACAAAGAACUCAGACCCCUCCUGAGCCCAUCCUCAGAGACCAGAGUGACCUUUGAGGAGCAGCCAGACCCAGAUAGAGCAGCUGUAGGCACCGGUGCCCUGUCCAGCCCACUGACGGAUUUCUUUAAGGGCAUUGACCAGAAUAUUGAGCGCGCAGUGCAGUCAGAAAUCUUUUUAAAUGAAAGUUACUGUGUAGAGACCUCCAAUCAGCUGCUGCUCCCGGCUUCUCCGAAGACCCCGACAAAUGGUGCAGACUGUGGAAUUCAGUGGUGGAAUGCCGUUUUUAUCAUGCUUCUAAUUGGGAUUGUUUUACCAGUGUUUUAUUUGGUCUAUUUUAAAAUCCAAGCUACUGGCGAGAUCCCCAGUAGCUUGAACACAACUGCUGUCCCCAAUGGCUCAGUGACCGUGAGUGCAGUUCCAGGGCACGUCCCCAGAUUAGCAGUUCCAGUGCCAACCAUCCCCUCUUCAGACAGCCAAUUCAGUCCAACCACCCGGGCAGGGAACUAGCUCUUUUUGUUUCUAAAGAAUCAGGCCAGUGUUAGCAUUUGGCCUCCUAAUGUGCAUUACUUGCCAUUGGCCAUAUCUUAGGGUGCUGCAUUUCCUUUUCUAUGACAUAUGGACAUGUCUCAGAAGCCAAUGUUGUGUUCUCCAGAACACUCACCCUGGGGAAUAGGCUCACCUAAUCCAAGGCUGUGGGAGCCAAAACACCAGCACCCUCAGCCCCCUGCAUCCAGAAGGUACAGCAAGGGAGACAUUUGCACGUGAUACAUGCCGUUUCUUGAAGGUAUAGCGUGGACUGACACUGCGUG
Molecule: messenger RNA, 1250 nt
Organism: Odobenus rosmarus divergens (Pacific walrus)
Lineage: Eukaryota; Metazoa; Chordata; Mammalia; Carnivora; Odobenidae
Gene: LYSMD4
Product: LysM, putative peptidoglycan-binding, domain containing 4
Exons: 3
Coding region: 58-948 (296 amino acids)
Source: RefSeq, a predicted model, not a curated record